AUGUCCAGCCUUCCGACUAGCAUCCGGCCAUCCAGCGAUGAAGUCAAGCAAGGGAAGUUAACCCCCCAGAACGUCGAAGUGGCCAUUCGCAGCCUUUAUCAUGAUGGCCUGGUGGUCGUGGAAAAUGCCAUUCCCCAUGACUGUCUUGAUCGUCUGAACAGCAAGAUGGUGCAAGAUGCAUAUACUCUCCAGAGCAGAAAGCAGGACAGUCCAUACAACUACAAUCCAGGAAACAUUCAGCAGGAUGCGCCCCCGAUGAGGGAGUUCUUCGACCAAAAGAUAUUCAUGAAUUCAAUCGCAACGCAAAUCACAUCCACCGCAUUAGGCCCUCGCCCGAAAUGGACCUUCUGUUCAGGAAACACGGCAAUGCCACCGACAGCAGAGACUCCACCGAUGUCGCAGCCAGUCCAUUCGGAUGCAGACUUUGACCACCCCAGCCACCCCUUUGCCCUGGUCAUCAAUGUACCUCUUAUCACCAUGACUCCAGAGAAUGGAUCUACCGAGGUCUGGCUAGGAACGCAUAAAGACAGCGGCUUGCAUGUGCAAGAGGGCCAGCAUGGUGAACGCGCAAGUGGGAGGAUCAAACAGGAUGAGCUCGAACAGAGGAGAGCUGUCAGACCACCCUGUCAGCCUACUGUUCCCAAGGGCUCUGUGGUUAUUCGGGAUCUGCGACUCUGGCAUGCAGGUAUAGGUAACCAGACAGACGAUGUACGAGUCAUGCUAGCAAUGAUCCAUUUUGCUCCGUGGUAUCGCAAUCCAAUGAGGCUCGAACUGGCAGAUGAUUUGAAACCUCAGAUCGAGGAUCAAAGCAAUCUCGAAGUGCCUGUGGACUGGGUGACAGUGGAACAGGCCAAAGACCGCUAUCUCAAUCGUGCUUUUGGCAACGCCUACGACUUUAGCCAAGGCAAUUGA
Molecule: messenger RNA, 912 nt
Organism: Aspergillus wentii DTO 134E9
Lineage: Eukaryota; Fungi; Ascomycota; Eurotiomycetes; Eurotiales; Aspergillaceae
Product: phytanoyl-CoA dioxygenase family protein
Exons: 3
Coding region: 1-912 (303 amino acids)
Source: RefSeq, a predicted model, not a curated record